This is a messenger RNA of Durusdinium trenchii, 2249 nucleotides long. The record is from the annotation of a GenBank genome assembly. Lineage: Eukaryota; Dinophyceae; Suessiales; Symbiodiniaceae.
GCCAAUCAUCAUACCAAUCUUGACCAGCCGGGCCGCUGUUGUGCAGCCAGCUGGUGGGCGACGUUUACGGGAUGCUCUGAUGAAGGGUCGGCCCUGCGAUCUCAAUGCAGUGGGAACCAAGUUGCUCGUGGAGAAGCCGAAACGGCCUGGGACUUUGGCCAGCUCAGCCUCCUUGCCACCCACGAGGAGCUCUGCUUCCACCUCUUUUGAGACGACCAGGCAAUCGCACUGGUCCACCUUUUCCUCAGCGAGGGAGUCAGAGUGGCCUUCACCGCAGCCUUCGAGGUGUUUCUCACCAUGGUCCUUGACGUCAAUGAACAUUGGGAGCUUGGAUUCAAACAGCCAAGAACUGGUGGAAGAGCCCUCCGUGAAGGUGGCCAAAGCGAAGAGGAGUCCAAGCGGAACGCCCUUGGCGCGCGGCACGCGUUUGCCUCCCCGCAGCGGCACGCUGCCGAAGCUGGAGAGGAGGCCUUCGAUGCCUGCCACUCUACAGGACUGGCAUUUGUUGGAUGUUGUGGGCUCUGCAUGUAGUUUGGCUUCGCAGGAUCGCCGCUUGAGCAGGUCGGCAGUUGCACCUGGCCGGCCAGUGGAUUUGUCAUGCCUGCAGGAGAUUCAGGGCCUUCACUGUGGCAUUCAGGAUCCUUUCGGCCAGGCUCGUCAGCGAGAACGGGAGGUUCCGCUGACCUCCUGGUUGCAGGAGAUGGGUGUCGAGGUGGACUUCAGCGAUUUGCUGGUGCGGGGACGUGGUGCGCUGAGAAGAGGUAGCCAUCCACGGCUAAGCCAUUUGCAGCGAGCACGUUUGGACCGGGCUUUUGUGGAACAACUGGACAGGAUCGCCCGUGAGCGAAGCCUGCCUCUGGAAGACCUAACGCAAGACCUUCAGAUUUUCCGACUGAAGCUGCAUGAUCGGCAGGCGCGCAGAAGGCUGCACGACAUCUUUGGCGCCAAGCGGCGGCGCGCGCCGCCCCCGGAGUUCGCCCAGGUGGUGCCUGUGGAGGACGUCCCGGUGCCCAAGGUCAAGGAGCCGCCGCCACCUGCGUCCUUCACGGACGACUACAUCCCCCGGACGCCCAAGGCGGUAGUUUCAGCUGAAGUGCCACAGAUUGUCAAGGAGGACCCCGUGCCGGUGCCGGUCUCGCCGGUGACGCCCAUCAGUCGCAAGCCGACGCCGCAGAGGCCCGUGCCAGAGGAGGUGGACGAGCCCAUACCAGCUGUUGUUCCUCAAGAAGAAUCUGAAGAUGAAGAAGAGGUGGAGGAGCCCACGAAGCCUUUGCCCAAGCCACCACCAACACCACAGACACCAAAGGUCCAGCCGAAGGAGGUGAAGCGCAAGCAGUCGGAACUGCCAGAGAUCGAGCCACCGCCACCGCAGGUCCGUGAGCUCGUGGUGGAGCCCCGCGGUCUUUUCCGAGUCAAGGAGGGGACAUUUCUUGGUCAUCCUGGAUUGCUUUUCCCUUGCCUCAGAGCUUCAAAGGAGAAGUCGUCCAAGGAGGUGACACUCUUCGAAGAUGACCUGCUCUUCCAGGACUCGGAGAAGCCCCAAAGCGCCGAUCAGUCGCGGCCGGGCUCACGCCGCCGCUUUAAUCUGGCAGAGCAAUUCCGAGAGGCCUUGGCUGCCGCGUGGCAACGUGCCUUGCAGUCACUCGAAGAGCCCCGGAGCUUUACUGAGCGCAUGAAAGAGAAAGAUGACAAGGAUGAGAGGCUCGAGGCUGAGGCUCAAGAAGCUCGAGAGGAGGAAGAUGAAGACAGCUCUGACAAGGAGCUGAUGGAGACCUGGACCUCGCUCUUCUCCGACUGCAUCGACUCCGACUCCACGGAGAGCCUGAGCUUGUCGGAACGUGCCAAGCGCCUCCAACAGCGGCGCUACCGAAAGCGGCUGCUACGGCGCACCCGUGGAAACCAAGCACGAGAUCGGACCAGCCGGUGCGGCUCCCAACGGAGGGACCACCCUCGCAGGUGCUGGACCAAUCGAAUGGAGGUCUGUUUGAGGCUUCUGACAUCUGUGGAUGUCCUAACGGCCAAAGCCCUGACGCCGUGUUAGAUUUUGCUUUUCGCUGUGUCGAUGACCGCACGGCCCAUAGUAGAUUUGCUUUUUCUUUUUUCUCGCGGAAUUCAUCUCAUAAUUCAGUGCAAGUCAGAGACUGAGUCGAAGAUUCAGCUCUUGCUCGAAGCUCUUCCCAUUCUUCGCUGCGGAGCGCUCGCGCGACGGGGACAGAGUUCCAAGCUGCUUGAUGGAACUACAACGACCA